UAAGGAUUUUGUCAAAUCUAAGCUUUGUAACAAUGAAAUUUCCGAUAAAGACAAAUCCGAUAAUCUUAAAGACAAGGCCAAGGUUUAUAUUGAUGAAAUUUCUAAUAAUCAAUGCGUUGUUAUACAAAGUGAAUAUUGCAUAUUGUUCAAUCUGGAAAAAGGAAAAAUCAUCGAGUAUCCUAAGAAGAUUAGAAACAAAAUCAAACAUGAUAAAAGAGAAAAAGACAAAGAAAAAGAUGACGAAAAUGACAACGAAAAAGUCCACCUUUUAAAAACAGAAAAUGACGACGAAAAUGAAGGAAAAGGUCCACCUUUUGAAAAGGAAAAAGGUAACAAGAAAGACAACAAUAAAGACAAAGAAAAAAUUGAAAAAUACACUAAAGUUAUUUUUCAGAACAAUGGCAAGUCGAACUCUAAAUUAGCGAAAUUAAUGAUGUUGAGAAGAAGCCAUAAAGAUGAAAAAAAGUAUAAAAUAUAUUCCAUGGAAUAUAACAGCAAUUCUGGUGAUUUAAAACUUCUUAAUACACAUAAUAUUUAUAGUGAUGAAACCCCAAGAAUUUAUUAUGAUGUCAAUUAUUUUCUUAUUGCUGCUAGUCAUUCAUUGAUAUCGGAAUGGAGUCAUAAUCAUCGUUUUUACGAAAAAAGCUAUAAUUAUGAAAAAAAUUAUUACUUAAAAUCUAAUGAUUAUAUCGUUCUUAAUAAAAAACAUAAGGCAGAAGAAGCCUUGAUGGUGGCUGAUUAUCGUCGAAAUUCAAAGCUAGUAGUCUACUCAUUAGAGCGUAAUAUAGCAGUUUCAUCAUACGAAUUUAAGAAAAAAGUUUAUAUUAAAAAAGUAGAUUUCAUUUAUGUAAAAAAUGAUGACAUUUUUUCAUUUGCAAACGACGAGAACGAAAUCCACGAGGAGGAUGAUAAUUCGAAGGAACAAUUAACUAAAGGAUUAUUCAAUGAUAUUUUGACUCGAUAUUGGAAAUUAACAAAAGAAAAAGUAGAAGAAGAUUUAUCAAGCUUAGAAGAUAAAGUCAAUAAAAUUUCAAUAUUGGGCAAAACAGAAAGAAAAAAAAGAAUACUUAGCAAAAUUAAAAGGCAAAAAGAAUUAACAAAAUUAGAAAAUAAAAUCAAUGAAAUUAAUGAUUUGAAUCAAAAAGAAGAAGAAGAAUUAACAAAGUUAGAAGAUGAAAUCAAUGAAAUCAAUGAUUCAAAUCAAAAAGAAAAUGAAUACUUAACAAAAUUAGAAAAUGAAAUCAAUGAAACCAAUGGGUUGAAUCAAUAUUGGACAUCAACAACAGAAAAGGUAAAAGAUUUAGCAACAACAUUAGAAGAUAUAGUCAAUAAAAUCAAUGGUGUUACUUCGAAUCAAUCAACAGAAAAAGAGGACGAAAUCAAUAUAAUUGAUGAUGAUAUUUCGAAUCAAUCAACAAAGAAAAAAGAAAAAGAAGGUUUACCAAAAUCAGAAGAUGAAAUUGAUAUUUUGGAAAAAUAUUGGACAUCAGAGAAAUCAGAGAAAAAAGAAUAUUUAACAAAAUUAGAAAAUAAGAUCAAAAGAAUUAAUGAUAUUUUGAAUCAACCAACAAGAGGAAAAAGGGCUGAAGUUCUCAUUGCUAAUAAACUAUAUGAAAACCCUAUCAUUAAAAAUGGAAGGAAUUAUAAAUGGAUCAUAACUCAUAACAAAGAAUGUCAACAUAUAAAUAUAAAAUGA
Entrophospora candida is the source of this 1696-nucleotide messenger RNA. The record is from the annotation of a GenBank genome assembly. Lineage: Eukaryota; Fungi; Glomeromycota; Glomeromycetes; Entrophosporales; Entrophosporaceae.